Patiria miniata (bat star) is the source of this 2850-nucleotide messenger RNA. RefSeq lists its product as uncharacterized. The transcript is spliced from 15 exons. The record is from RefSeq and is a predicted model, not a curated record. The coding region runs from base 24 to 1976 and encodes 650 amino acids. Lineage: Eukaryota; Metazoa; Echinodermata; Asteroidea; Valvatida; Asterinidae.
GCUGUUGAUGUUUUAUUUUCAACAUGGCAGCCUCCAUGGUCUUGAAAUCUCGAGCUCUUAAAUUGGGGAGUGUUUCCAAAAGUCUUAAGCGAAUAAACCCGGAUCACCUCUCUGCAUGUGUGCUACAGCAUAGUGUGAGAACAUUCAGUGAUGUUCUCGGUGGGAAAACUACCAGGAUCGGAUAUGCGUCGGGGUUUUGGGGCGACACUUCUUGUGCAGCACCACAGCUUGUUCAUCACGGCCAACUGGACUUUCUGGUGUUUGAUUAUCUCUCUGAGAUCACCAUGUCGCUUCUCACAGCAGCCAAACACAAGAAACCGGAUCUGGGGUAUGCUCCAGAUUUCAUUCAGGCCGCGAUCGGCCCCCUGAUUAACGACAUCAAGAGCAAAGGCAUCCGCGUGGUGAGCAACGCGGGCGGGGUCAACCCCCACGCCUGCGCCGCAGCCAUACAGGAAGCCGCAAAGAAGGCUGGGAUUGACCUGAAGGUCGCCGUGGUGACCGGCGAUGACCUCAUGCACAAGAGAGGCGAUAUCAUUGCAUCUGGGACCAAAGACAUUGACUCUGGCAUCGCAGCUCCUAAGAGUCUGGUCAGCAUGAAUGCCUACCUAGGAGCUGGCCCUAUUACCAAAGCCCUAGACAUGGGGGCCGAUAUUGUAGUAACAGGGAGGUGUGUGGACAGUGCUGUGGUCCUAGGACCCCUCAUGCACACGUUUGGUUGGGACCCCACAGACUACACGCGUCUGGCCUCAGCCUCUCUGGCCGGUCACAUCGCCGAGUGUGGCGCGCAGGCUACCGGCGGCAUCUUCACGGACUGGCACCAGGUCGAAGGCUGGGACAACAUCGGCUUCCCCGUCGCGGAAUGCGCGGAGGACGGCCGAUUCGUCAUUACCAAACCCCCCAACACGGGCGGGCUGGUUUCCAAAGCCACCAUCGCCGAGCAGAUCGUGUACGAGCUGGGCGACCCCGGGCGGUACAUGCUGCCCGAUGUGAUAUGCGACUUCCGGAAUGUCACACUGCAAGAAAUUGAAGGUGAUCCCAAUGGAGCUGUUUUAGUGUCAGGAGCCAAAGGCUUACCACCAACCUCACAAUAUAAGGUGAGUGGUACGUAUGCUGAUGGCUUCCGAGCCACUGCGGUGGCGUCCAUCACCGGGCCAAAUGCAGCCGAGAAAGGCAGGAAGACCGCUCAAAGUAUUCUUAAAAGAACCAGAACCAUGUUCAAGCAUCUCAAGUUGAAGGACUACACGCAGACCAACAUUCAGAUCCUGGGUUCAGAGCAGACGUACGGUCCCCACGCUAGGGACGUCAACCCAAGGGAGGUCGUGUUGUGGAUGGCCUUAGAGCACUCGCAGCGUAAUGCACUGGAAAUCUUUGCCAGAGAGAUUGCUCCGGCCGGUACAGGAAUGGCACCAGGUCUGACGGGGAUUGUGGGAGGCAGACCCAGAGUAUCGCCAGUCUUGAAGCUGUUCUCAUUCCUGUAUCCAAAAGACCAAGUGCAGGCAACGGUUCAUCUCGAUGGCAAGGAAGAGACCAUCACCAUGUCAUCCACUGAUGCCUCCCCAGACUCGGUCCCAUCAGAUGAGUCUGAGGCACCAGCUGAGGAGACACUCCAAGGGGGAGAUCACAGCUACAGCCUGGGAGAGUUGGCCUACACGAGGAGCGGCGACAAGGGGAACAACGCAACAAUAGGUGUUAUAGCCAGGCAUCCCUCCUAUGUACCAUACCUUAGGAAGGCACUAACGUCAACUGCAGUGCAAGAAUAUUUCCAGCAUGUUAUAGAUCCUAAUACUGUUGAUCCAGUAUCGAGAUAUGAACUUCCCGGCAUCGAUGGCUUCAGCUUCCUGUUGAGGAAUUCUCUAGGUGGAGGGGGCGUGGCCUCGCUGAGGAGCGACCCUCAGGGCAAGGGCUACGGGCAGAUGCUUCUAGAUUUCCAAAUCACCAACGUGCCUGAUCUUCCGUCUCUGGCCGAGAAGUCAUGAAAUUAUAGAAAUUAGCUCAGAAGAUUUUGGAGAAAAAAAGUAGAAACAGUGACGGGGAAGUCAUUCCUCCAGUAGGAAAUCUUGCACGAAUGAAACUUUUGAAUGAAAAAUCUUGUAUGAAAGAAACUUUUGAAUGAAAUUGAACUUGUGAUUUGUUACGGGAAAACCAGCUCAAUUUAGCCAAAAUUGAAGCGAUGGACUUUGGAUUGUAUUUCUGAGUAACUAAGAAUGCACAAAUUGUAAAGGGACCAUAAUUCAUGUCAACGUGUUAUUUAUAAAAAAAAAGUUGGGAUUUUCAAAGUGUAUUUAUGAAACUUAAUCUGGUUGAACAAAGAAAUUGACUGGAGCAGAAGUUUGAACAAGAAAUUUUCAGAGCGCUGCGCGUUUCUCAACACAUUGAGAAAUCCAGUCCAUUGUUUGCAUCAUGUCAUGUGACCAAAGCUGUGCCACAAUUGCCGGCAACAUUAGCAAUGUUUUUCACAUUCAAAUGAACUUUCUUUCGAUUUUUUUUUUCAAAAAGGGAGUAAUUUAUUGGAGUGAUGUCUUUGUGAGGAGAGCAUGGACCAUAACAGUUUUAAAAUGAUCAUGAUUGUAAUCUCAAAACAGGGUUUUCAGUAAUGGCUUUGUGUCAAGUUUGACAGGUAAAAUAAUUUUAGAUACUUUUGAAAAGUUAUAAUUGGUAUUUCUGGUUGCCAUAUCAACCAGUGCACGUAUUCAGAUGAACCCCCAGCAAUUAACAAAAAGAUAUAUGCAAUUGUUAUUUUGAUAACAUAUCUCGCCAGUGUUUAACUGAUUGACUUUAAACGGAUGUAAAGGAUUUUGAAUAUAUUUCAAAAUGAGAGAGAAUUUAUUAAAAGAAGUUCUUUGUACUUUA